CCGACGUUUCUUCUUCUGGCCAUGGCGCCGACGAGCUGCACUGCUGCCCGGACUCUGCCUGCCUCUCGGGAGCGGCGCUGCGUUCCCUGGCCAGCGCGCUCCAGCGCUGCGCGUUGGCCAGCGCGGCGGGCGCCGAGGAGGCCUGGCGGUGGCUUGGCCACCCCGCCGGCUCGACCAGCGAGGAGCAGGAGGCGGCUCUGCCCAGGAUCAGGGCGCUGCUGGUGGUGCUGGACCUGACGGCCAGGGAGCGCCCCGAGCUGGCGGCAGGGGCGGGCCUCGCGUACCUCGCGCUCCUCUCGCUGGAGGGCGCCGAGGGGCACGGGCACAUCCUGUUCCAGCCAGCGCUGCUCCAGAGUGCCCUGCGGGCCCUGAGGGUUCUGCAGAGGAGGCCGUUGGUCCCCGACGAGGACGGCGCUCCGCAGGCACACGCCGACGCCAGCGCGCUCUCCGCCGACGCGGGGGGCGCAGCGGCGCGGCACGCGCGGGGAGCCGUCGAGGAGCUGCGGGCAGAGGAGCUGCUGAAGCGCUUCGCGUCGCUCCCCCGCGGCGGCCGCGCGGUCCUCUGCGCCGAGGCCGCGACGCUCGCUCUGCCCGAGCUCACGGCGCUCGUCGCACGGCCCGCGGCGGAGCACGUGGCCAGGGAGGCCGCGCAGGCCGUGGAGGCCAUCGUGGCCUCUGCCGCCCGCCGGCGGAAAGUGGCGGUCGCCGCGCUCCAUGCGCUGCUGCCCUCCCUGCUCAUGACGCAGGACACUGUGCCCCCGUCCACGCGGUCCGUGCCCUGCAUGCUCCGCCAGUCACGCGCAGCAGCCCUGGAGCUGGCCUGUCGCCUCGUCCGGGGCUGCCCCGAGCUGCUGGCGCCCAGCGGCGACCAGCCGCACGACACGCCCACGGACAGCGACGACCAGUCGCACGGGACGCCCGCGGAGGGGCAGCAGGCUGGCGGCGAGGGGCUGGACGAGCCGGUAUUGGCGUUGCUGCAGAGGCUCUGCGCGCUGGCCCACGACAGGUCCGAGUGGCGCGCCGCGGCGGCGGAGAGCGUCGCCGCGCUGCUGCGCGAGGCCGUCGCCGCCGAGGCCGCCGUGGCACGGAGCGCUGCGGAGCGCGGCGCGGGCGAUUGCGGCCCCGUGCCCAGGAAGAGGUCGCUGGUGCCCGCGCCUCUGGGUGAGGCCGCUGGCUGGGCAGGGGGGCCCCGGGUGCUGAGCGGGUUCCUGGCGUUCCUAGAGAAGCUGCUCCAGUGCGAGCGGGUCUCCUCCAGGGGCGUUGCGGUGGAGACAGCAGUGGCGCUCUUGGAGCAGCGGGAGGGCCCCAUCGUGCCCAGCGACCCAGCUGCUUGGACCGCGGUAGCCGCGCGGUGCGCCGCCGCGGUGGCCGAGCGCUGCGCCGACUCGGCCCCCGCGGUGAGGUGCCGCGCCCUGCAGGCCGCGGCACGGCUGCUGCGGAACGCCGAUGGCGCUGGCGCGCCUGGGAUGCCCGCGCAGCUCGCGGCGAGACUGUUCAGCGCCGGCGCGAGGGACGAGAAGCCGAUGGUGCGCCACGCGGCCCUCUCCCUGCUGGACUCGCUGCUGCCCGAGCUCGCGGCGGGCCGCCAGGCUGGAGGCCCGGACGGCGCCGACUCCCUGGCGGCGGACCUCGCGCCUCUCCCCGCGCUCGCGGGGGACGAGUCCUCGCUGGUGCGGCGGGCCGCCGCCGCCAGCAUCUCCCUGCUCCUCAGGCGGCUGCCCACGGGCGACACCCGCCGCAUGUGGGCGGAGUGCGUGCUGCCCCUGGUGGCGGACGACGAGCCCUCCGUGGCCGAGCAGGCGCUGAGCGGCGUCGACGAGGCCAUCUUCCGGCCCCUGCUGGCGGCGGGCGAGCCCGCGGCGCGCCAGGCCGCGCCGACGGCGGUGGCGGCGCUGCUGGAUGCGCUGUCGGGCGAGGCCUGCGAGUUCCUCCGGCGGGCCCUGCGCUGCCUCGAGGGGCGCGGGCAGAGCGGCCGGCCCGCGGCGCUGGCGGCGCCGCUGUGCGCGAUCGCCUCUGGCUGCGUCCGGGAGCGGGCCGCAGGCGAGUGGCCGGAGGCAGUGUGGGUCCUGCUCGAGGAGAUCGCGUCCGCCCACCCGGCCGCGGUGCGUCCGGAGCCGGCCGUGGCGGCGUGGGACUGCCUGAGCCAGGGCGCCAGGGGCGGAUGCCUCGCAGUCGGCCCCCGCGAGACGAGCGCCGGGGUCCUCGUGCUGCGCGCCAUGGGUCACACGGCCGCCUCCGCCGCGGCGCCGGUCGCGGCCAGGCUGCUGCAGGAGCUCCGCGGCCUGCUCGCCUCCUUCGCCGCGCCCGCCUGCUGGGCGCGGGAGAUGCUGCGCCUCGAGGGGCUGCUGGCCGCGCGGCGGGACGUCGCUGGCUGCGGGGCCGCGGCGUGGGGCGCCGAGCUGCUGCGGCGGAGCGGCGAGGUGCUGGAGCAGCUGCGCUCCGGGGCCGCCGUGGGCCCCCAGGAGCUCAACGGCGCCCUCUUCGCGGUCGGGGAGCUGGCGCCGCACGCCGGGCGGCAGGGGCACGUGGCGGGCUACUGCGUGGAGGCCACCGCCAGACUCCUGCAGGGCAUCGCGUUUGGCACGGACGGCCAGCAGGUGGGCCCCUCGGCCCGCGGGCACGCCGUGGCCGCCUUCGGGAAGCUCUGCCUGCAGAGGGAGGCGCUCGCCAAGUCGUCGGUGGAGCUGCUGGUGCUGCACCUGGAGGGCAGGCAGCCGUUCGUGGUGCGGAACAACAUCGUCGUCAUCCUCGGCGACCUGUGCCAGCAGUACACGUCGCUGGUGGAGCAGUUCGUGCCGCGCAUCUCCGACCUGCUGCGGGACGGGAGCGAGCUGCUGCGGAGGCAGGUGCUGACCACGCUGGCGUCCCUGGUGUCCGACGGCUUCAUUCGCUUCCGCGGUUCCAUCGUGCUGAGGUUCCUGUACUCGCUCGGUGACCUGGCCUUCCAGGUCCGGAAGCUGGUGGAGUGCAUCUUUGACCGCGUGUUGUGCCCGCGCUGCCCAGACCUCUUCGGCCAUGCUCUGAUCGACAUGAUCUGCCUGCUGAACGGCUGGAGCGGCCUCCCCGGCAGCGCCGCGGAUGGAAACCAGGCCUUCUCGCUGGCCACAGCGCCGCGGCGCCGCGCCAUGGUGUACUCUUUCAUGAUGGGCCGCUUGACCUUGUCGCAGAGGUUUGCCGCCUGCAUCCGCCUCGUCUCCAAGCUGCUCGCGCCCUUCGUCUCCGAGGAGGGCCCGCUGGAUGUUCCCAUGGCGCGGCACGAGGCGCCCGGGCGCGUCAUGUGCGACUGCCUCGCGCUCCUGGGGUGCAGGGAGGCACGCGCCUGCCUCGCCGCCGCGGGCCCGGCGGCGCCCGACGACGAGGGAGACGCGGCCGGCGCCAGUGCUGGGAGGAGGCCCGUGGGCGCCCUGCACGGUGCCGUCAAGCAGGUGCUCUGCGAAGAGGUCUGCCCGGUGCUGGCGGAGCUGCGGGAGCGCCUGGCCGCGAGGCGCAGCCCGCUGCUGGGCGACCUGACGCGCUGCCUGCGCCGCCUGCUGGCCGACCACCCCGAGGAGCUGCCCGAGCUCUUCCCCGGCGACCCCCAGCUCGCCGCGGAGCUGGCCUUCGACAUCCGCGCCGCAGCCCACGAGCGGGGCCGCCCCGCCGCGGCCGAGGGCGUCACGCCGCUGGCGGCGGCCCUGGCGGCGGUGGGCAGCCCCGCGCCGGGCGGCCUGGCGACGCCGGGCCCCGCCGCGCGGUCCGGAGGGCCGCCGGUGCUGCCGCCGCUCACGCCCGCGCCCUCGCACCCGUCGCGGCGGAGGAGGAGGCCCGGAGGCGGCGGUGAGGCCAGCGGCUCCCCGCCGUGCAAGCGGAGGCUUUUCGCCGCGGGCGGCGCCGAGGCGCCGCGAGAGGGCGGAUCUGAGGGCCGCGGCGGCGUGGAGGCCCGCCCGCUGCGGUGCCCGACGCCGCAGCGCCGCGGGGGCGGCAGGGCCACGGCAGCGGAGUGA
Molecule: messenger RNA, 3983 nt
Organism: Prorocentrum cordatum
Lineage: Eukaryota; Dinophyceae; Prorocentrales; Prorocentraceae
Source: the annotation of a GenBank genome assembly